CUACAUUAUCAACGUGAUACUAUAUAGUUGGUCAGCAUAUUAGUUUGUGCCAUUAAAGAUGUCUGCCGCCAUGUCAUCAAUAAAAACAGCUUUUGUGAUAUUUAUUUUAAUUAAGACCGUAUUUAGCGGUAAAUACAAGCCGGUAGAAGUUGAAAUUAAAACAAAUGAAGGUGGUGAGCCAUUGAAAAUAUUCACAGCGGAGGAACUUGCUAAAUAUGACGGAACUGACGUAUAUUUAUUCUUCUAUCCACAAGAUUUAAGGUAUAACAUGUUUUAUAGUUUUGAGUUAAUUUUGGACAGGGCUGUUUGCUUAUUAGGCAAAUAUUUUUUUCAUUGUUACAACAAGAGAAUCAGAUUACAAUAUCUUAAGCGCGGCGAAAGAUGCUUAGUAGGAGCCCAUGCUCUGUGGUCACUAGACGAGAAACGAUUUGACUCAGGAUUUGAACAGACAGGCCUUGAUGAUGAACAGCUAGAGGGACUAGAUGGGAUUUAUACUGGCACAUACCUGGCGAAGUACCCAAUAGUUGGUUACAUGGACUUUCUUAUAGCUCAACAAUCAGAUGAUAUCAAGAAAAGAUUUACCAAUGAAUUGUAAUCUCUUAUUAUGCAAUAUGAAAUAUACGUGUUCAAUGAUAUUGUUUUACAUAAAGCAAGAUCAUCAUAAUGUCUACUCUGUCCAUCCAGUUAUUGUAAAUUUUAGAAAUGAAUUUAAUCUUCGAAACUUUAGGAAUAAAUAUUAAAAGCAGAAUCUCACAAAUGUUGAUAUAAUAAAAAAAAGUAGUUCCUUCUAGUUAAGUGUAUAUAUUUCCUAAGAAAAAGCAAACCGUUUUUUAACACUUUAUUUUUGGUUACAGAUAACAAUAUAGAAAGUACAACAUGUACAUCACAAAAUUUCAGCCUCUGAAACCUUGUUUCACUGAAGGUUUGACUUUUUUCUUUUCAACAAAACAAGAACUUGCCUGGACAUUGAUGGUUAUCGGUACGCAAAUUUCAUCUGUCACAAAAGUUAUCUUAUUUAUAUAACUGUAUAUACUAUGUAUUUUACUUGUUCUUCACAGCUGUCAGUUUGGUGGUUCUAAUCAAGUACUAGUUUGUGCCUAAAAUUAUGCAUGGAAGGGCACCUGAGAUCUUUUCCACCAGUAAAGCUGGAAAGUGGCCAUAUGAGCUAUACUGUGUUGGUGCGAAGU
Molecule: messenger RNA, 1187 nt
Organism: Ruditapes philippinarum (Manila clam)
Lineage: Eukaryota; Metazoa; Mollusca; Bivalvia; Venerida; Veneridae
Exons: 4
Coding region: 59-595 (178 amino acids)
Source: RefSeq, a predicted model, not a curated record